GGAGGGAGCGACAGAUUAGUUAGUAGUGUUUAUGCAAGAGAGAACAAACUGGCCUGCGUUGUCCAGACCACAAGUUGGACCUUGGACUUGGACCCUCCGCGACCCUCAACUUUGCAGCCUCAGUCGACGCGCGUUUCACUUUCCCUUCUCGACAAUACUUCGAGUCGCAUGUUUCUCCCCUCCACUUCUAUUUGACGAAGAAAUGACAGCCGGCAUCUCCAUCAUUGGCCAGCUCAUACAUAUCAUGUCGCUGACCACCUCAGCUUCUGACCGUGAUCCGUUGUGAUCAUGGUUCUCCGGAACAACCCCAGUCUUACGGUCGCCGCAACCCAGAACACCGCCCCCGUCCACGAGUACCGUUGCCUUUAUACGCGAGACCUUCAUAAGAAGGCCAAAAAGUGGCACGAUGGAUCCCUACGGUUUCACACCUUCAAUCGACGCGUCAUGGUCUACGAUGACGCGAAGAAUUACAUUGGAGACCUGCAUUUUAGGCUGGAGGAGGAGUUCGGCGAAGGUGUAGAAAUCCAACUGGACCGUGGCGUCAAGGUGGAAGUCGGAGAACGUCUGGGGGAGACCGAGACUGAUUUGACUGGCAUAACAUUGGAAAGGCAAAGGCCAGAAAAGACCGUGUCACAAGCCAGACAUGCUGUUGUCGCGUCUUGUGUGAGCUCCUCAGGACCAUCGCAGAGGCCGAAAUCGUUGCUCGAAGUGCUGGGACCCUCGCAAGGCCGGCUAGGCCGCUCACGCUUGCCAAUACAGUCGCCCUACGAGCAAAGACAGACGUUUUCCCGGGCCGCGAUUACACAGCCAUCUCCAAAGAAGCGCAGACUGUCCGCAGACAAAGAAAAUCACUCGGACGAGGUUGUGCAGCCGAUCAGGCCUGGUGCGGUUUGCUUACCUCAGCCUGUACGUGCCAGUAAGCUUAUUCGAACCCCAAACACCACCGUGAAUGUUCCUAGGAGAUCUUCAGUGGUGGUGGACAUCUCAUCAGACGAAGACACAGUGGGGAGACUUUCAGCGCCACUUAAUCGCUCGCCAUUGCCAGCAGCAGGUCCAAAGAAACAAACGACGAAGCGACAACCGGAUCCCAGACCAACUGCACCAACCCAAGUGCGUAGACAGGGUAAGGAAAGGUCCACGACUGCAAGAUCUCCGAAAGAGUCAAAUUCCAAAAUCAUAACGCCACCAGUACCGAAGCUCAGUGUGGGUGCGGCCUCCAAGAGCAAUAGGUCAACUAUCAAUCGUUCUGCACGUCUGCUGCUUGCACAACCAAAAGCCAGGUCCACGCUUACACUCCUGAUACCUUUUACGAAGGGCCCGGAAAGGCGAUAUGUGCCGACUAGAUCGCCUGCGGCAUCGAUUUCUCAACACAGUGCAAACCCACUGUCUUCUCCGCAUCAAUAUCUGCAGCUAGAGUAUGUUGGCGAGCUGCCCGGCCUGAACGAUGUCGGUUUUGACGAUAAUGUGAUCAUCAGCUCACCUCAAGCCAGCGUGCAUGCCGACGACAUAGUGGACAUUGAGUCAAGCCCUCUCUUUGUGCCGGAAGAGGGCAAUGCAGUGGAAAGGCCACCUUCGCCGAUACCUCUAUCGACGCAAGAAGAAUUUUCUGGACUUACCACUUCGUCCCACCACGACGAGCAAGACGAGACUUCGCAAGCAGCCGUUCCACCUGAGUCCCAGCUCAAUGAAGCCCCCGCUACGCCCCAAGAUUUUACUCGUGUCAGUACAGAUCCACCGCCACAGCCUGGGUCUUCACCUGCCAGUAGUCAGGCGACUGUUUCACAGGAGCUUGCGGCACCGGCUGAGAAUGCACCAGAUCAAGGCAUCUCCAUAACACGAGAUUUUAGAAGAGUCUUUUCUGAAAAUGAUGCCAUUGAAGAAGACGAUGAGGACGAUGUUAGUCAGGUUCCAGGCCAGGUCGCCAUACAAGCACGAAGUCCUCUACAAUUGCUGAGCAAUCUUGCAACAAGACGGAGUCCGGUCAAACUGACGAGUCCGUCCAAGUUACACCGGUGCGCAUCUGACACUGCUGCGCUAGAGAAAGCAGUCUACAAACAAUGCGAGGUGGAAAUACGAGAGAGAAGCACAGCCGAGAAAGGGCCAUGGACUACUGACGAAGCUUUUAUUUUAUUCGACUGGUGGCCGUCCGAAGUGAUCAAACCCGAAUAUUGGGCUACAACGGUCGGCAAGACUUCAAGCACCACAGUCUUACCAAGAGCCGCUCUAGCAUAUCCGCCGAUCAUCACGACAGCGCGACAGUUCCUCCGAGACGAUAUCAACGCGCUAUGACAUUACGAGUCAUGAUCUGUACACCAAGUACAUAAUACUACCAGGAUGACAAGCUUGUCAAAUGAGAAAUCCAAUACAGUGUAGCAUCUUGUACAUCUACCUGCAGUAAUAUUUCUAUUUCUAGAUGAUCACGUGCAUUGGGCCCCUUAUCUCACAAAAAGCUUGUCAACAAUACCCCCUUGUCUGACGACGUCUUCGUCGAUCGUCA
Messenger RNA from Exophiala viscosa, 2497 nucleotides. RefSeq lists its product as uncharacterized. Gene Ontology annotation, biological process: double-strand break repair. The transcript has a single exon. Bases 289 to 2289 code for a protein of 666 amino acids. The record is from RefSeq and is a predicted model, not a curated record. Gene Ontology annotation, cellular component: nucleus; site of double-strand break. Lineage: Eukaryota; Fungi; Ascomycota; Eurotiomycetes; Chaetothyriales; Herpotrichiellaceae.